Cottoperca gobio is the source of this 3324-nucleotide messenger RNA. It is a transcript of the gene rab2a, whose product is annotated as RAB2A, member RAS oncogene family. Gene Ontology annotation, molecular function: GTPase activity; GTP binding. The coding region runs from base 192 to 830 and encodes 212 amino acids. NCBI's taxonomy places the organism in Eukaryota, Metazoa, Chordata, Actinopteri, Perciformes, Bovichtidae. The record is from RefSeq and is a predicted model, not a curated record. The transcript has 8 exons.
ACAUCAUACUGUAGCGUGGCGAGGGCGGACCGUGUGACGUAGAGCUGAGGCUCUGGCUGUUUAUUGUUCCUUCCUCAACACCGACAGAGAAAAACAGGCUAACAAGCUGUCAGCUACCAUUUUCACACGGCUCACUGUUGUUUUAACGAAGGUGUAACGGUCGAAACAGCUGACUGCACAAACCAGGGGCCAUGGCGUAUGCGUACCUCUUCAAAUACAUCAUCAUCGGAGACACGGGUGUGGGGAAGUCAUGUCUAUUACUACAGUUCACAGACAAGAGGUUUCAGCCAGUUCACGAUCUCACUAUCGGUGUGGAGUUCGGAGCGAGGAUGAUCACUAUAGAUGGCAAACAGAUCAAACUGCAGAUCUGGGAUACGGCUGGUCAGGAGUCGUUCCGGUCCAUCACCAGGUCUUACUACAGAGGAGCAGCAGGAGCUCUGCUAGUCUAUGACAUCACAAGAAGGGACACCUUCAACCACUUGACGACCUGGUUAGAGGACGCACGCCAGCAUUCCAACUCCAAUAUGGUCAUCAUGCUCAUCGGCAACAAGAGUGACCUGGAGUCGAGGAGAGAGGUGAAGAAAGAGGAAGGUGAAGCAUUUGCCAGAGAACAUGGCCUCAUAUUCAUGGAGACUUCAGCCAAGACUGCCUCUAAUGUAGAGGAGGCUUUCAUCAACACAGCCAAGGAGAUCUAUGAGAAGAUCCAGGAGGGAGUGUUUGAUAUCAACAAUGAGGCUAACGGUAUUAAGAUUGGACCCCAGCAUCCUACCACCAACUCCACACUGUCCGGUAGCCAGGGAGGCCAACAGGCUGGAGGGGGCUGCUGCUGAAGCCCCAACACACCUCCUCCUCCUUCAACCCAACCCUCCCCCCUCCUCCUCGCCCUCUCCGACUCUCCCUUGCGUUUCUACAGAACUGUCCAGGCUCACUUAACAGUUUGUUAACCUCCCUCCCUCUCUACCGAUCCAUUCUUUCAACCAUCCCUGCCUCUCUGUCUUUUUCUCUCUCUCGUUCCUAAGUCCCUUAAUCAUACCUAAGGGUCUUGGGCUGUGUCCCCUUAAAUCAACCUGACUUCCUGCAGUCAGCUUCUCCUGCAGGUCUAGCCACCAAAUUCUGAAGUUUUGCAGUUCACCUUUUUUUUUUUUUUUGGGUUAGAUAAAUGGAUUUUUAUCUUUUUAUUUAAAGAAAUGCUGGAAUGUGAAGAAUUCUAUUCCAGUAGUUUGAUUUGCACACUCCUCUUAAUUGAUGAGGAUGUUUUGGGGAUAUUACAGUACCUCAGAAUCAUAGAAAAUCAAUAUCUUCAGAAACAAUGAGGUUGUGGGUAGAGAUUAAAAACACCCUUAACUGGCUAUGGAAUAAAAUAUGCACUGUGUUGUGUCUAUACACACAUGUUUCAGAGAAAAAUUACGCAGCCCGUUGAUAGCAGGACGUGUUUCUACAUGUUGAGUCAGUUUUCCUGCUGUGCCUGUGUGUAUAGGGGCGAUAUAGGUAUUCCAGUGUCAGUUUGAGGUGUAGGAGGCAUUCAAGUGAAGUCACUCUGUAUCUUCUGUCCAUAAAAACAAAGUGCAAAUUAUGAUGUUAUUUUGUGUUUCCUUUCCCUAUUUUUCGUGUUAUUUUCCCCUCUCUCUUUGUGUCUUUUUUGUUGACUUGCAAAUGCUUUGUAUUUAAUGAACACUACAAACUGGUUGUGGCUUAAAAAAAAAAAGUGUUUUAAAUUGUCUGGAGAGAAUAAAAGACCAAACAGUUGAGUGUGAAAAUGGCUCCUUUUAGGAACGACAGAAAGGAAAAGAAGGAAAGAUAAAGAAACGUUGAGGGGUAUUGAGAGCAGCGGCCGCCAUUAUGAAGUUAAGAAGUAAAAAGAGGAAAUGGAUUGCAAAUCGAGACUUUUUUGUUAACUAUAUUUAUCGGGCACAUUUCUGUGUAUAUAUGGCUCUUUAGGUUUCUGUAGCUUCUUUGGCUGUUUAAGGUGAAGCUUGGCGUGUUGUUGUGGUCUAGUUAUUUCUUUACCAGGGCUGAAAAAAAGACCUUGAAGCUGGUUUUCUUUAACAUUUUUAACAACUCAUUUAAACCCAAAGGUACUGAGCCGCCCUGUUACAUUAGGGUUGGUGGUGCCCUUUCUUUUGAAUGACAAGUAUGAAUGAUAACAGGCUGUUAACGGGGCCGUGUAGAGGCAUUGAAAGUCCCUGGUGAAGAACAGACUCUAACUGAAAAUGUCAAGGCGUCUCCCUUUUAAGCAGGCAAAGAUUUCCACCAUGAAUUAGCUGGCAGAUAUAUAAUGUAUACUGUUUAGAGCUUGAUCGAUGACUGCUGCAUUGUUUUUUUGCUUCGAGCUCCCCGAUGUAUUGGGCAUCAUUUUACUGUUAUGAUCAUAUUUUACUACUUGAGUUACUUAUUGUUCAUCCUCUCAUCCCCACUUCUUCGCUCUUUCUCAGACUCUGUGGUAACAUUAGCUCUGUAUCUAUUUUGAAUGCCAAAUUAUUGUUUACCUGUGUUUUGUCAGAAAAAAACAGAGGAAAAGAAUCAACUAAGCCCCUAUAAUCUGUCCUGAAAUCAGCUGCCUGCCUUAACUCCACCCCCCUGAGAGAUUUGGACAGCUGCUAAAACGAAUCCAACUGACCCUUUUUCUGCAGAUAGGUAUUUUUACCACUAACUAGCUUGUUGACAAUGCAUUACACAUGCAAAGGUGCACUCUUAGAGAGAUAUGUAAAAGUCAUAGAAACGGGCCUAGUUUGAAUUUUGCGUAUGAAUUGGGGCAUUUGAAAUUGAUCCAAAUCCACAUGUUAACAUUUCUUCCCAUCCCCUCCAUGCGCACACACACCCAGUCUGCAUAUGCAUGCAUACGUAGAUGAUGCAUACAUAUACUUCUGUUAAUCUAACCUAGUGGUUUUCUCUCCAGGCUAACUGUAUAACUGUAGGGAGUUUUUGGGUUUCACAGCAGUGCGAGUGAAUCGGUUUUCCUCAGCAGUGUGUUCUUCUCUUAUUUUUCUUUCUUUUUUUAUUCCUAGAUAUAUUCAGACCGUUAUUAAUCUUAUUCUGAUGACUAUUCUUUGUAAAGCAAAAUGUAGUGCGUAUGCGUGUGUGUGCGUGUGUGGACCCGGAGGGGUUACAGGGGGAGGAUCAAGCCAAACCUGAUGCAUCUAUCUCUAUCUAUCUAUCUAUCUAUGGAUUGAUCCAGCUAUCUUAUCUAUGUGGCCCUCCUCCCUCACUCUUCCUGCCUCUCCUCCCCCCCCCUCAACGUUAUUUGCUGUGUUUGUUCUUUGGAAAAAAUCAAUUUAAAAAAUGAAAAAAUGAAAAUGCUAUCACAAUAAACUAUAAUAAAACAUU